Drepanopeziza brunnea f. sp. 'multigermtubi' MB_m1 is the source of this 642-nucleotide messenger RNA. RefSeq lists its product as uncharacterized. Gene Ontology annotation, cellular component: cytoplasm. The record is from RefSeq and is a predicted model, not a curated record. Gene Ontology annotation, biological process: glutathione metabolic process. NCBI's taxonomy places the organism in Eukaryota, Fungi, Ascomycota, Leotiomycetes, Helotiales, Drepanopezizaceae. Gene Ontology annotation, molecular function: glutathione transferase activity; glutathione binding.
AUGCCCCUCAUCGUCCACGGAUCCCCAUACUCCACAUGCGCGCAGCGCGUGUUCACCGCGCUUGCGGAGAAGGGCGUCGAGUACGAGCUGCGCGCCAUCAACUUCGCUGCCCAGGAGCACAAGCAGCCUGCUUUCCUGAAGAUGCAGCCGUUCGGCAAGGUCCCGGUGUUGGAGGACGACGGAUACCUGGUGUAUGAGAGCCGGGCCAUCUGCAAGUACAUUGCCAAGAAGUAUGCCGGACAGGGCACCGAGCUGAUGCCCGCCGACGGAGAUGUGAAGGCCUACGGGCUGUUUGAGCAGGCGUGCUCAGUCGAGAUAAGCUACUUUGACGGUCCUGCUUCGGGUCUUGCUUUUGAGAAGGCGUUCAAAGGGAUGCUGGGACUCGGCGAGCCAGAUGCGGAGCUUGUCAAGAAGCACGCUGCCGACCUCGAUGCGGCGUUGGCCGUCUAUGACGGCAUCCUGGCUAAGACGGCCUAUCUCGCGGGCGACAGCGUGACCUUGGCUGAUUUGUACCACCUCCCGUACGGAAAGAUGGCCAAGGGCGUCGGGUUUGCAGAUCUCUUUGCAAAGUACCCCAAUGUCACCAGAUGGUUCGACGCCUUGGAGGCGAGGGAGAGCUGGAAGAAGGUCACUGGGGCCUGA